CUCAUUGGUUAGAGAAUUCAUACAUACAUAUAUAUACACUUUCGGCAAUCAUAAUUUCAUGAAUUAAUUCAACCCAAUUUGCGCACACACUCUUCCUCACUGCAUUUGAUUUUCACGUACCGGAGAGAUUUCCCAAUAAUAUGCAGGAAGAACAAGUCUUUGAUCAACUGGGGUUUAAUUUAGCGGCUUGAGCAAUCCGCUUUCUUCGAAUGAUUGCCUGCUUCAGUGUUGGAUUAUUGCUCCGCUAGUUUAUUGAUCGGACGGAUUUUUUUUUUUCUUCUUAAUUAAUGGAAGCGGCAUCUGAAAAUUGGAGAUGAGAAAGAGGCAACAAUGGGGAAAAUCAUGGGUGGUUUUGUAUUGCCCCUGUUACUUUUGACAGCUGGAUUACUGAAUUGGAGUUUGAUUUCUCUUAUUCAUUUGGUGACUUCUCUUCUUUUCCGGUUUACUUCCCCUAAAACAGGACUGCGAUACAGAGGGAGAGUCUUCACUUUGUGGUUUAUUUUCAUUUACUCGGCUCUUGUGAUUAUUUUACAAGUGGGCUUUCUUAUACUAUGCGCAAUUCUGGGUUCAGAAUGGAGCAUUGCAGAUGCCUGGUGGAUAAAGCUGUUUGGACUUAUGAAUGUCCAGUCCUGGAAAUCUCCCACAGUAAUCUAUUUCCUCGUCGUAGAAUUAUUGGUGGGGCUUGUUGCUUUCUUUGAGAUCAAUAGGAACAGAUUUGGCUUCGUGGAAUCUCGAGAUUCAUGCUGGUGCUAUUUGUCAUCUGUGUUUGAACACAUAGGUUAUCGCCUUAGGUUGGUUUCCUGCUUAUUGCUGCCAGCAGUGCAGUUGGUUUCGGGGAUCAGCAAUCCUUCCUGGCUUUCUUUACCGUUUUUCAUUUGCAGCUGUGUCGGUCUUGUUGAUUGGUCUUUAACAAGCAACUUCUUAGGCCUCUUCAGGUGGUGGAAGAUACUGUGGGUAUAUGCUGGCUUUAGCAUUUGCAUACUUUAUGUGUAUCAGCUUCCUAUUGGGUUUCCACAGUCUCUUCAGACGUUUGCUGAUGUCAUUGGUCUGUACAAAGCAUCGGUGGAUUCUGACUGGCAAGAAAUUUGUUCUGGUAUUUCUCUCACGGUGUUCUACUAUAUGCUCUCUUGUGUAAAACAUGACCUAGAAGACAUGGAAUUUAUGAUGUCCAUGCGAGAAGGCAGCUUGACUGAACAGUUUCUUCCCUCAAAAAAUUCCUUUUUUGUUCGUCAGCUGAGGUCUGGUGUAAGGCAUACCAACAUUUUAUUGAGGGGAACGGUUUUCAGGGUUUUUAGUAUCAACUGGUUCACUUAUGGAUUCCCGGUGUCCUUGUUUGCUCUUUCAUACUGGAGCUUUCAUUUCGCAAGUAUAUGUGCAUUUGGGUUACUUGCUUAUGUUGGGUAUGUUUUGUAUGCUUUUCCAUCCUUGUUCCGACUGCACCGUUUGAACGGGUUGCUUCUUGUGUUCAUUCUCUUGUGGGCUGUGAGCACAUAUGUAUUCAAUGUAGCCUUCGCAUACGUGAACUGGAAACUCGGGAAGGAUAUGGAGAUCUGGGAGAUGGUUGGAUUAUGGCAUUAUCCUAUCCCUGGUUUCUUCCUUCUUGCACAGUUCUGUCUUGGAAUUCUCGUAGCUCUUGGUAAUCUUGUAAAUAACUCGGUUUUUCUGUGCCUAUCAAAUGAGGAGAGGCAAGUCUCUAAUGAGAACAAGACUGAGGAAGUGAAGGAAGAUGCCAAGGUUUUAAUCGUUGCUACAAUUGCUUGGGGACUGCGCAAAAGUUCUCGGCCUAUUAUGCUGUUGCUGAUUUUCCUAAUUGCUACAAAACCUGGUUUAGCUCAUGCUGUUUAUAUGGUAUUCUUCUUUGCUUACCUUUUGAGCCACAACAUCGAUACAAGGAUGCGACAAUCCCUUAUUCUUCUGUGCGAGGCUCAUUUUGCGGUUCUGUACAUUCUUCAGCUUAGUCUUGUCUCCAGAAAAUUGGAGCAGAAAGGCUCUAUAAGUAUGGAAGUGCUAUCACAGUUAGGUCUCCUUGAAAGUGAUAGCUCAUGGGACUUCCUUGAAAUAGCUCUGCUCGCGUGCUUUUGUACCAUUCAUAAUCAUGGAUUUGAAAUGUUGUUCUCAUUUUCUGCAAUUGUUCAGCACACACCUUUUCCUCCAGUUGGAUUUAGCAUCCUUAAAGCUGGUCUGAACAAAUCAGUUCUUUUGUCUGUUUAUGCCACCUCCAACACCAGAGAUUAUAGUGUGAAUCAUUCUCAUGAAAGAAGGGUAGCAUUGUAUCUGAGUGCAGUCGGGGAGAAGUUCUUAUCCAUAUACAGAUCAUUUGGAACCUACAUUGCCUUUCUCACCAUUCUUCUUGCUGUAUACCUUGUGAGACCUAAUUUCAUAGCAUUCGGUUACAUUUUCCUUCUCCUUGUCUGGAUAAUCGGAAGACAGCUCGUUGAGAAAACAAAACGGCGUCUAUGGUUCCCACUCAAAGCAUACGCAAUCAUGGUUUUCGUUUUCAUUUACAUCUUAAGUGUAUUUCCUACUUUCGAAAUGUGGAUGUCCCAAAAAGUUAAUCUUUAUGUAUGCUUCGGCUAUAACAGUGACGCUUCUCUGUUACAAAAUCUCUGGGAGUCUCUAGCAAUUGUGAUUGUCAUGCAACUUUACAGUUACGAGAGAAGACAAAGCAAAAACAUGAAAUUGGAAGAUACCGACCCAUUGCAAUUGGGGAUAUUGGGAUUUGCAAAAAGGUUUUUGAUCUGGCACAGUCAAAAGAUUUUGUUCGCCGCGCUUUUCUAUGCUUCAAUAUCUCCUAUAAGUGCAUUCGGGUUUCUGUACCUUCUUGGUCUUGUUUUGUCUUCUGCUUUGCCCAAAGCGUCCAAUCCAUCCAAGUCAAUCUGAAUUUACACGGGAUUUUUGGUGACAACUGAAUAUCUAUUUCAGAUGUGGGGUAAACAGGCUCAAAUGUUUCCAGGACAGAAGCACCACGAUUUGUCGAUUUUCCUUGGUUUACAGGUGUAUAAACGGAGUUUCGAGGGUGUAGAAGCGGGGUUGAGAGCAAAAGUGCUUGUGAUUGCUGCGUGUACACUUCAGUAUAACGUUUUUCACUGGUUGGAAAAAAUGCCUGCUUCUCUUUUGAAUGCAGGGAAAUCGGAAGAGCCUUGUCCUCUAUUUAUUUCAGAGGAAGAUGUUUCUACUGCUUCAACUUCUAAUGGAGAUCGUGAAGAAUCCUCGCAAAAGACAAGAAGCAAUUCAUGGCCGUUUUUGACACCCGAUAAUUACCGGUCAACUGAGGUUUCUUCUUCUUCUUCCAAUACUAGUAGAAAAUACUCGUUCAGUUAUAUAUGGGGGAGCAUGAAGGAAAGUCACAAGUGGAAUAAAAAGAGGAUUAUUGCCUUGAGGCAGGAGAGGUUUGAAAUGCAGAAAACAAUGCUUAAAGUUUAUUUGAAGUUUUGGAUGGAAAACAUGUUCAAUCUCUUUGGCCUCGAGAUAAAUAUGAUAGCGCUGCUACUUGCCAGUUUCGCUUUGUUGAAUGCUAUUUCUAUGUUCUACAUUGCAUGCCUUGCUACUUGUGUUCUGUUGGGUCGAACUAUUAUACGUAAACUGUGGCCGGUAUUUGUCGUUGUUUUUGCUGCUAUACUUCUCGUUGAAUAUUUGGCAAUGUGGAAGAGCGUUAUGCCUACGACUGAGACUAGUGCACAUUGCCAUGACUGCUGGAAAAACUCGAUCGUGUAUUUUCACUAUUGUGAAAAGUGUUGGUUAGGAAUUGUAGUUGAUGAUCCUCGUGUGCUGAUCAGUUACUACGUGGUCUUCAUGCUGGCGUGUUUUAAACUCCGUGCAGAUCAUGCAUCUAAUUUUUCAGGGUCGUUCACAUAUCACCAGAUGAUUUCUCAGCGUAAAAAUGCUUUUGUUUGGCGAGAUCUCACUUUCGAAACUAAAAGCAUGUGGACUUUUCUCGACUAUUUGAGGGUAUACUGCUAUUGCCAUCUAUUAGAUUUAGUACUCGCUCUCAUUUUAAUAACCGGAACCCUCGAGUAUGACAUUCUGCACCUUGGAUACCUUGGCUUCGCUCUUAUUUUCUUCCGUAUGAGGCUCACCAUAUUGAAGAAGAAAAACAAGAUCUUCAAGUAUUUGCGUAUAUACAACUUUGCUGUAAUUGUUCUCUCUCUGGCCUAUCAGUCGCCUUUUGUUGGCGAUUUCAAUGCUGGGAAAUGUGAAACAGUGGAUUAUAUUUACGAGGUGAUCGGCUUUUAUAAAUACGAUUACGGAUUUCGGAUUACCUCAAGAUCUGCUUUGGUGGAAAUCAUCAUCUUUGUUUUGGUAUCGUGUCAGUCGUACAUGUUUGCUUCAUCAGAGUUCGAUUACGUAUUUCGAUAUCUCGAGGCGGAGCAAAUCGGUGCAAUCGUACGCGAGCAAGAGAAGAAAGCUACAUGGAAAACCGAACAGCUACAGCACAUUCGUGAAUCCGAGGAGAAAAAACGGCAGCGUAACUCACAAGUGGAGAAAAUGAAAUCGGAAAUGCUCAACCUACAAAGCCAGCUCCACGGUAUGAAUUCAUCUACUGUUUGUGGUGGUGAUGCUUCUUCACCUGCUAGUGGGGGUUUGAGAAGAAGGAAAAAUGCUUCGAUCGAUUUUCAAGAAAUUGAAAACCUCGAGAAAGAAGAAGGUUAUGUCAGUUUUGAUUCAGGUUUUCCAUAUAAUGUGUACGAAUCUCCACGUAGCUUAAGACCUGAGACCCCAUUUGCAGUUGACUUUACAAAGCAACAAAUUGAUGCUUCUGUUAGUGAGAUUACGGAACUUGGAGAGGAUGCGAACGAUAAUGAU
This is a messenger RNA of Erythranthe guttata (spotted monkey flower), 4803 nucleotides long. The record is from RefSeq and is a predicted model, not a curated record. Lineage: Eukaryota; Viridiplantae; Streptophyta; Magnoliopsida; Lamiales; Phrymaceae.